Messenger RNA from Pneumocystis jirovecii RU7, 765 nucleotides. Its product is annotated as MIND complex subunit MTW1. NCBI's taxonomy places the organism in Eukaryota, Fungi, Ascomycota, Pneumocystomycetes, Pneumocystales, Pneumocystaceae. The transcript has 4 exons. Bases 1 to 765 code for a protein of 254 amino acids. Gene Ontology annotation, cellular component: chromosome, centromeric region; nucleus. Gene Ontology annotation, biological process: kinetochore assembly; mitotic cell cycle; protein localization to kinetochore. The record is from RefSeq and is a predicted model, not a curated record.
AUGGAGGCACUUUAUGAAUGGAAUAAUGAGUUUUUGACGGAACAUCUUACGUAUCCGCCUUUGUCUUUAAUUGAUGAUGUUAUCAAUACGAUUAACACAUUGCUUUAUGAAGCCGUGGGUGCUAUAGAGCAAUACAUGCACCAUCUGCCUUCUUCGACUAUAUCAGUUCAAGAAAUUGAGCAAGGGGUUCAUCAGAUCGAGACAUUUUUAGAAAAUAUAGUAGAUAGAAAUUUUGAUGCAUUUGAACUUUAUGCUUUACGCAAUAUUUUUGUUGUUCCUGAAAAUGUACGCGGUUGGAUGAGAUUAAAGCAUCAAAUGAAUGUUGAUUUUUCUAAAUCUGAGCAGGAUUUUGAAAAUAUUCAAUCUGAAAUUUCUCUUGUAAAAAAUAAAAUACACGCGGCAUAUAAAGUUUCACGUAUUCUUGAGAAUGAGGAAGCAUUGAAUGAAUCGAUACUUGAAAGACUUCGUGCAUCAACAAAACAGCUUGCUUUUUUGUCAGAUAUUUCAAAAGAACAUGAUGUAAAACCUUUGUUUGAAACAACUGAUUUUCUUGUAAAUCAGACAUUAGUUUUACAGUCUCUUUUAACAACUUUACGAUCUUUGGGUUCUGCAUAUGAUGGAAAGCCACUUGCUUCAUUAGAACGUGAACAUUACAUCGAGAAGUCCAUUCUUCAUCAUCUUUCUGUGCUUUCCGAUGAAAACUGUGAUUCCGUUGAUGCUAUAGAUUCUCAACAUCUUGUUCAUCGUUUUUCUAAUCUUGAAUAA